Molecule: messenger RNA, 1249 nt
Organism: Odobenus rosmarus divergens (Pacific walrus)
Lineage: Eukaryota; Metazoa; Chordata; Mammalia; Carnivora; Odobenidae
Gene: CUTC
Product: cutC copper transporter homolog (E. coli)
Exons: 9
Coding region: 44-865 (273 amino acids)
Molecular function (GO): copper ion binding
Source: RefSeq, a predicted model, not a curated record
CUCGGAGGAAACCGAAGACGCACGAGGGAGGAACGCGUCGAGCAUGAAGAGGCAGGGGGCCUCCUCGGAGCGGAAACGGGCGCGCAUACCGUCCGGGAAAGCCGGAAUGACGAAUGGAUUUCUCAUGGAAGUGUGUGUUGAUUCAGUAGAGUCAGCUGUAAAUGCAGAACGAGGAGGUGCUGGCCGGAUUGAAUUAUGUUCUGGCUUAUUGGAAGGAGGAACCACACCCAGCAUGGGUGUCCUUCAAGUAGUGAAGCAGUGUGUCCAGAUCCCAGUUUUUGUGAUGAUUCGUCCACGUGGAGGUGACUUUUUAUAUUCAGAUCGUGAAGUUGAGGUGAUGAAGGCUGACAUUCGUCUUGCCAAGCUUUAUGGUGCUGAUGGUUUGGUAUUUGGAGCAUUGACUGAAGAUGGAAACAUUGACAAAGAGUUGUGCAUGUCCCUUGUGGCUAUAUGCCGUCCUCUACCAGUCACUUUCCACCGAGCCUUUGACAUGGUUCAUGAUCCAAUGGCAGCUCUAGAGACCCUCUUAACCUUGGGAUUUGAACGAGUAUUGACCAGUGGCUGUGACAGUUCAGCACUAGAAGGGCUACCCUUAAUAAAGCGACUCAUAGAUCAGGCAAAAGGGAGGAUUGUGGUAAUGCCAGGGGGUGGCAUAACAGACAGAAAUCUACAAAGGAUCCUUGAGGGUUCUGGUGCUACAGAAUUUCACUGUUCUGCUCGGUCUGCUAGAGAUUCAGGAAUGAAAUUUCGAAAUUUCUCUGUUGCCAUGGGAGCCUCCCUAUCUAGCUCAGAAUAUUCUCAAAAGGUAACAGAUGUGGCACAAGUAAGGACUUUGAAUGCUAUUGCAAAGAAUAUUCUGGUUUAGCCAGACCUCUCUGAGAGACAUGGAUAUCACAAGAUGAAGGUAGAAGAGUAGUCUGUAAUUAUGACACAGCUUUAACCUUCUUCUCUGGCCAGGACAGUCACAGUUUAAGUCUCACCUGACCAUGGAGAAUGUUUUCAAGAAGACAAAGAAUUCGAGCAGGAGCUACAAUCACUUCCUUUGCUUAACCUUGCCAGCCAUCUCUGUUAUCAUGGUUAAAUAUGGUCUGUGCUUCUUCCACAGACAGAGGUUUAGUCUGUUUUGUGGAAUUAAUUGAUGAACUGGGAAAACUGAACUGUAAGGUAUGAAUUUAGAGUGUGACUUCAGGGUCAAUUUAAUAACCGUAUUUUGCUUUUUCAUUUGUAAAAUAAAAAUUUCCAUUCUGUU